Molecule: messenger RNA, 1755 nt
Organism: Populus euphratica (Euphrates poplar)
Lineage: Eukaryota; Viridiplantae; Streptophyta; Magnoliopsida; Malpighiales; Salicaceae
Product: WAT1-related protein At5g13670-like
Exons: 7
Coding region: 41-1168 (375 amino acids)
Cellular component (GO): membrane
Molecular function (GO): transmembrane transporter activity
Source: RefSeq, a predicted model, not a curated record
UUGUCUUAAACACCAUUGAUCAGAGCUAAUUACUCUAGCUAUGUUCAUGGAGUCCUUUAUUAGCCUUUACAAUCAAGCAAGGGCAUAUGUGCUUGUAAUUUUCGUGCAAUUUGGCUACUCAGUAAUGUCUAUACUUGCCAAGCUCGCUUUGAAUCUUGGGAUGAAGCCACACGUACUAGUAGCCUACAGAAUGGCCGUUGCCUCUGUUCUCCUUACUCCAUUUGCUUUUGUCUUAGAAAGAAAUUCAAGGCCAAAGAUGACUUUUUGGAUGUUCGCCAAGAUAACAUUACUGAGCUUUUUCGAGCCAGUGCUAGACCAGAACUUGUUCUACGCUGGGAUGAAAAUUACCACACCAGCUUUCGUGCUUGCAAUGUGCAAUAUUCUUCCGGCAAUGACAUUUGUUAUGGCUUGCAUCUUCAAGCUUGAGAAGGUGGAUAUGAGGAGGCUACACUUCCAGGCAAAGGUGGCUGGAACACUGGUAACAAUUGGAGGAGCGAUGCUGCUUCCAUUUGCUCAUGGACCAUUGCUACAUUUGCCGUGGACCAAGAGGAAUUUCUGUCGCGGUCAAUCUGCACAGAGCGCACACAUCCAAGAUCUCAUUAAGGGUGCUGUUAUGGUUGUAUUUGGGUGUUUAAGCUGGUCAAGUUUCAUUAUUCUGCAAGCAAUGAUUCUAAAAUCAUACCCAGCUAAGCUUUCCCUUGCUGCUUUCAUGUGCAUCAUGGGCACCGUGGAAAGCACCAUACUAACCUUUGCAGUGGAACGAGCCAACACUGCGGUCUGGUCUGUAUACUUCGAUGUCAGACUUUUAGCUGCUGUUUAUGGUGGAAUACUCUCAGGACUAGCUUACUACAUUUUUGGAUUGUUAGUAAAGGAAAGGGGUCCGGUGUUUAUGAGUGCUUCAAAUCCUCUAAGCCUAGUUAUGGUUGCAAUUUUGGGGUCCUUCAUCUUCAAGGAGAAAUUCUAUCUAGGCAGGGCUAUAGGCGCCAUUGUGAUCAUUCUAGGCCUGUAUCUUGUUCUAUGGGGUAAGAGCAAGGAUCAAACUACAACAUCAAACGGUGGCAGUGGAACAACAUAUGACCAAAUAGCUAGCGCGGUAGGAAAUUUACAGGCUUCUAAUCAUGACUUGGUUGCCAGUAAUGUUAAUGCACCCAUGGAUGAACCUGUUUAAAGAACCUAGCUCAAGCUGUCUUCAGUUUUCCAUAGGACAAGCUCCAUUGAGCCUAAUACCCUCGCAUGAUUAUUAAGAUUUUUGCAACAACAAAUGUUAAAAUCAGUACAAAACAGAGAUGGACCAAUCUGUUUUUUAAAUAAGCAAAACUAAGCAGAAGUGUGGGAGCGUGUGUUGUCUCAGUAAACAAGCAUAUGGAACAAACUUGUAGAUUGAUCUAGAGCAGUCUGAACAAUCGUCCUGUGCUUUACACGAGCGAAAAUAAAACCACAAGCACUCGCAUGAUGAACGCAAAAAACCAGGGGACACUGCUUCCAUCAUGAGUUCACCCAAAGACCUUUGCUCUUUGCCUAUGUAAUGCUAUUCCUCAACCACGGAUUGUUAUUCUAUAUCACUUCAAUGAAAACGAACAACAAAACUGGACCUAAAAUUGACAGAUAUCCACUUUUUACUGGAAAAGCUAGAGGUCGAAACAAAAAUAUAGCUUAGUCUACAUAAAGUUUAGAUGAGUGCAAGAAUGAGUAAGAAUGUAUCCCAUGAUAUUUGCACAUGGCGGUUUUAUCUAAGUUAAGAAAAACAUUUGGAAC